GGAGUUAUCUCAUUUUGGAACCAAACUCUUCAUAUAUUUAGAUUGACCAAAAAUGCGCAAUACCACAAUCUGACCAAUAGGGGCCACAAUAAACAACUAAAUCAAACGUUAGAACCCGUGUCAUUGAUAUGAGCACCAUUAGACAACGUUUUAUAACAUUUAGUACUGUUUUGUGUCAUUUGCUAACAAACAGUCUCGAACAUACUUCAUACAAAAUCCAAAUAAAUAAGUGCAAACUAUGGAAUAUAAAAAUCCUUCUGCGCAUUCAAUCGUUUUAACCUAAAUCUUAAUUGUCAAACUUUCCAGGUACAGUUCCAUCUGGAAGCAACGCCCCUACAUGAAUGAACCAAUGGUGGACGUGUCCGCAUGAGCUCUUUGUGGUCACGUGACUCGCAGUUACACGUAGUUACACGAUGAAAUAAAUGAUCUCAGUCUCUUUAAUUGAAGCCAAUCUGCUGUUUUGGGGGACCGAGCUACAAAGUAGCUUUGAUUUACAAAUAUCAAUCAUGUCAGAACAGGCAUUUGUCACCUUAGCCACAAACGAUAGCUAUGCAAAGGGAGCUAUGGUGCUUGGGAAAUCCCUUAGGAACCACAAGACUUCCAAAACGCUGGUGGUGCUCAUUGGUCCUCAUGUGUCAGAUCAGUCCAGGUCUGUGCUUCAUAAGAUCUAUGAUGAAGUCAGGCUGGUGGAUGUGAUGGACAGUGGUGACACAGCACAUUUGGCCAUGAUGAAGAGACCUGAUCUUGGUGUCACGUUUACCAAACUGCACUGCUGGACACUCACGCACUACUCUAAAUGUGUCUUUAUGGACGCAGACACGUUGGUUGUAUCAAACAUAGAUGAGCUGUUUGACAGAGAGGAGUUGUCUGCAGCGCCGGAUCCAGGCUGGCCCGAUUGCUUUAACUCUGGUGUGUUUGUGUUCCGGCCGUCUAAUGAAACAUACGGCAAACUUCUCCAGUACUGUACAGUGCACGGCAGCUUUGAUGGAGGGGACCAAGGAGUCUUAAACGGCUUCUUCUGUGACUGGUCAACUGCUGACAUCACCAAACAUCUCCCUUUCGUCUAUAACAUGAGCAGCAUAGCAAUCUACACUUACCUUCCAGCAUUUAAACAAUAUGGCGCAAAUGCAAAAGUCGUCCACUUCCUGGGGCAGAUAAAGCCAUGGAGCUACACUUAUGACCCCAAACAGAGGAGAGUGCGAGGGGAACUCCAGGAGGCAACCUCUCACCCCAGUUUCCUCGUGGAGUGGUGGAUUCUCUACAGUAGUGAAGUCAUGCCCAUGCUGCUCAGAGCGUAUGGAGACCUGCCCUUCCACUCCGGCUGUGAGGAGAAUGUUGCACAGCAUGAUCUGUCCUCCAUGACCUCAGAAGAGCGCAAGCAGAAGUGGGAACAAGGUCAGGCCGACUACAUGGGAAUGGACUCCUUUGACAACAUUCAGAAAAAACUUGAUGUUUUCCUAAAAUAAAAACAAACUGUCGAAAAGCAAUUUAACACCAUUAAUGCUGACCUACAGAGUAAAAUAAAAAAGCAUAGACACAUACUGUUACAGUCCUUUGGGAAGCAAGUGAGCGCAUUCUUUCAGCUAUGCAAUACUGUCACACUGCGCUAAAUCCCUUAUUCUUUCUUUUUCAUACACUUUGGAGCAUUUGUGAGUUGUCAGAAUCUCAACCUUCCCAAGCAAAUUUUGGGAUCUAUAACGGGAGUUUUUUUUAGUUUUCGAGUCAACCACCUGCCAGCUUUUUAUUUCGCAUAGUCACUUUAUUGGCACUUUUAGGUCACCUCUGUGAACAAAGUUUAAAUUAAGUAAUUAUGUUUUUCAGGCGUCCCAAGGUCCUGGCCCUUGGUCCAUUUCUAAACCAGCCCUCUCCUCUCUCCUACUUCACUUCCUGUCAUCUCCCUACUGUACUGAAUAGACCACUUCAGAUAAUGUAAACACUGGUCCAGCAGCGCUUUCAUUUUUUAUUUUACUUUGCAAUCUUAUAUAUAUAUAUAUAUA
Triplophysa dalaica is the source of this 1997-nucleotide messenger RNA. RefSeq names its product glycogenin 1b (gene gyg1b). The coding region runs from base 423 to 1466 and encodes 347 amino acids. The transcript is spliced from 7 exons. Gene Ontology annotation, cellular component: cytoplasm. NCBI's taxonomy places the organism in Eukaryota, Metazoa, Chordata, Actinopteri, Cypriniformes, Nemacheilidae. The record is from RefSeq and is a predicted model, not a curated record. Gene Ontology annotation, molecular function: glycosyltransferase activity.